Saxophila tyrrhenica is the source of this 3819-nucleotide messenger RNA. RefSeq names its product DNA-directed RNA polymerase II subunit RPB2 (gene RPB2). Bases 1 to 3819 code for a protein of 1272 amino acids. Gene Ontology annotation, molecular function: DNA binding; ribonucleoside binding. The transcript has 2 exons. Lineage: Eukaryota; Fungi; Ascomycota; Dothideomycetes; Mycosphaerellales; Extremaceae. Gene Ontology annotation, cellular component: RNA polymerase II, core complex. Gene Ontology annotation, biological process: DNA-templated transcription. The record is from RefSeq and is a predicted model, not a curated record.
AUGGCGUUGACACCCCCCUACACGAACGGCGACCGCGAGAUGGGCCUUGGCAUGGACGCCGUCGCGGGCGACUUCAACGAGGAAGCUAUCACCGACGAAGACUGCUGGACCGUCAUCCAGUCUUUCUUCGACUCCAAAGGCUUGGUCUCGCAACAGCUGGACUCCUUCGAUGAGUUUGCGGGCACGACGAUGCAGGAGAUUGUGGGCGAUCACGGCACCAUCGCGCUCGACCAGAACCUGAGCGGCGAAAGCGAUGGGCAAGGGCAGACAGUGGUGAAGCGGCGGUUUGAAAUCCACCUUGGUAGUUUGACAAUCAGUCAAGCGGCCAUGACGGAGGGUGAUGGGAGCACCAGACCGCUGUUCCCGCACGAGGCACGGCUUCGCAAUCUCACGUACUCCUCCCCGAUCUACCUGGGCAUGCGGAAACAGACACUCCUCGCGAAAGAGCGGCCGACAGGCGCCUGGUGGGAUGAGCAGGAGAAUAGUUGGAUAGCACCAGAAGGGGCCGACCCAGAUGACGUGGAGACGUUCUGGGAGCAGGAUCCUGCAGACGAGAGCUCGAACGAGGAGACGCGUGUGUUCAUUGGGAAGCUGCCGGUUAUGCUGAAGAGCAAGAUCUGCACAUUGCGAAACCGGUCAGAGCAGGAGCUAUAUGCUUUCCAGGAGUGUCCAUUUGAUCAGGGAGGAUACUUCAUCAUCAACGGCAGCGAGAAGGUGUUGAUUGCGCAGGAGCGGAGUGCUGCGAACAUCGUGCAGGUGUUCAAGAAGAAGGGUUCACCCACACCAUUCGUGGCUGAGAUUCGCAGUGCGGUGGAGAAGGGCAGCAGGCUCAUCAGUUCCAUGCAAGCAAAGCUCUACGCCGGUGGUGAAGGUGGAAGAGGUGGUGCUUUUGGCAAGGUCAUCAAAGUGAGCUUGCCGUACAUCAAAACCGACAUUCCGAUUGCGAUCGUCUUUCGAGCACUCGGGAUUGUGUCAGAUGAGGACAUUCUCAACCACAUCUGCAGGAAGGACGAUACCGCGCUUCUCGAGAUGCUGAAGCCAUGUCUGGAAGAAGCCUUUGUCAUCCAGGAUCGCGAGGUGGCGCUCGACUACAUCGGCAGGAGAGGACAGCAGCAAGGCACGAAGGAGAAGCGUAUCAAGUAUGCGCGUGACAUCAUGCAGAAGGAGUUCCUGCCACAUAUCUCGCAAGAAGAGGGUGCCGAGACGCGGAAAGCUUUCUUCUUGGGUUAUAUGGUGAAUCGUCUGCUGCAGUGUGCUCUCGGCCGUGUUGAAGAGGACGACCGCGAUCACUUCGGCAAGAAGCGCCUCGAUCUUGCUGGUCCGCUAAUGGCACAGGUCUUCCGGUUGAAGUUCUCGCAGCUCGUCAAGGACAUCAAGUCCUACCUUCACAGGUGUGUGGAGCAAGGCAAGGAUUUCAACCUGACACUCGCAGUGAAGAGCAACAUCAUAACAUCUGGGUUAAGAUACUGUCUUGCAACAGGUAAUUGGGGCGACCAGAAGAAAGCCGCGAGCGCGAAGGCUGGCGUGAGUCAAGUGCUGAACCGCUAUACCUACGCUUCCACGCUUUCACAUCUUCGGCGCACGAACACUCCCAUUGGACGAGAUGGCAAGAUCGCGAAGCCUCGACAGCUGCACAACACCCAUUGGGGUUUGGUGUGUCCAGCAGAGACACCCGAAGGGCAGGCUUGCGGGCUGGUGAAGAACCUGGCACUGAUGUGCUUCGUCUCAGUUGGUACGCCAGGUCAGCCCAUCGUUGAGUUCAUGCGGCAGAGAGGCAUGGAGUUACUGGAAGAGUACGAUCCUGUUGUUAAUCCCGACGCGACCAAGGUUUUCGUGAAUGGCACGUGGGUGGGUGUGCACCGCAAUGCGGGCCAGCUGGCAGACAACCUACGCGAGAUCAGGCGGAGAGGUAUUAUCAAUUUCGAGGUCACCAUCAUUCGAGACGUUCGAGAAAGAGAGAUCAAGGUCUUCACCGACGCAGGACGGGUCUGCCGACCAUUGUUCGUGGUGGAUAACAGUCCUCGCGCAAACACACCCGGCGGGUUGGUACUGCAGCGGGAGCAUAUCUCCUCUCUUCAAAACGAUCGAGACAGGAUCAUCGGUCCUGAGGCUUCCGACAUCAGCGAGGAAGAAAUGGAGAAGGCCGUCUUCGGCUGGCACACCCUGCUCAAGAAGGGCAUUGUCGAGUACCUUGAUGCCGAGGAGGAAGAGACGGCGAUGAUCAUCAUGACUCCCGACGACCUCGACGAGCACGCCAGAGCCCGCAAGAGUGGCGACGUCGAAGCUGUCGAUGCUAACGAUGACCCGCAUCGCAGGAUUAAGGCACCCCCGAAUCGAUCAGUACGGACCUGGACGCACUGCGAGAUCCAUCCUGCCAUGAUUCUAGGUGUCUGUGCGAGCAUCAUUCCCUUCCCUGACCACAACCAGAGUCCCAGGAACACAUAUCAGAGUGCCAUGGGCAAGCAAGCAAUGGGUGUGACGCUCACCAACUUCAACACUCGAAUGGACACGAUGGCCAACGUCCUCUACUACCCGCAAAAACCGCUUGCGACGACACGAUCGAUGGAGUAUCUGAAGUUCCGAGAUCUGCCGGCUGGUCAAAAUGCGAUUGUGGCGAUUGCAUGUUACUCUGGGUACAACCAGGAAGAUUCCGUCAUCAUGAACCAGUCUGCCAUCGAUCGCGGUCUUUUCCGCAGUCUGUUCUACCGAGCGUAUAUGGACCAGGAGAAGAGAGUAGGCAUGAGCGUGGUGGAGAGCUUCGAGAAGCCGGUAAGAAGCGAUACGCUCAAGAUGAAACAUGGCACCUACGACAAGCUGGACGACGACGGCAUCAUCAUGCCCGGCGCCCGCGUGUCCGGCGAAGACAUCAUCAUCGGCAAGACUGCCCCCAUCGCUCCCGACGCCGAAGAGCUCGGCCAGCGCACCAAAUACCACUCUAAGCGCGACGUCUCCACGCCUUUGCGCAGUACCGAGAACGGCAUCAUUGACCAAGUCCUCCUCACUACUAAUGUCGAGGGUCUCAAAUUCGUCAAGGUCCGCACUCGUACUACCAAAGUGCCUCAGAUCGGAGACAAGUUCGCCUCUCGCCACGGUCAAAAGGGAACCAUCGGCAUCACCUACCGCCAGGAAGACAUGCCUUUCACCGCCAACGGCCUGACGCCCGACAUCAUCAUCAACCCUCACGCCAUCCCCUCCCGCAUGACCAUUGCCCAUUUAAUUGAGUGCCUCCUCUCCAAAGUCGCCUCCCUCACCGGCCAAGAAGGCGACGCCACCCCCUUCACCGACGUCACCAUCACUUCCAUCUCCGACAUCCUCCGGCAAUAUGACUUCCAACAGCGCGGCUUCGAAGUCAUGUACAACGGCCACACGGGCCGCAAACUCAACGCCCAAGUCUUCCUCGGCCCGACCUAUUACCAGCGUCUCCGCCACAUGGUCGACGACAAGAUCCACGCCCGCGCUCGCGGACCUUUGCAGAUCCUGACCCGCCAACCCGUCGAAGGUCGCGCACGAGACGGUGGGCUGCGCUUCGGAGAGAUGGAGCGGGAUUGCAUGAUCUCGCACGGCGCGUCCGCCUUCCUCAAGGAGCGGUUACUGGACGUCUCCGACGCUUUCCGCGUGCACAUCUGCGAGAUCUGCGGGCUGAUGACGCCGAUUGCGAAAUUGCAGCAGGGGCAGUUUGAGUGCCGGCCGUGCAAGAAUAAGACACGGAUUGCGCAGGUGGUGGUGCCGUAUGCGGCCAAGUUGCUGUUUCAGGAGUUGGGGGCUAUGAAUGUCGCGGUCAGGAUGUUUACGGAUCGGAGUGGGGUUAGUCUGAGGUGA